Molecule: messenger RNA, 1275 nt
Organism: Asparagus officinalis (garden asparagus)
Lineage: Eukaryota; Viridiplantae; Streptophyta; Magnoliopsida; Asparagales; Asparagaceae
Exons: 1
Source: RefSeq, a predicted model, not a curated record
AUCCCCGAAGCCCUCCGCCCCACUCUUUCUCAAUGUCAACAGCCACCCUCUUCCUCUCCUCACCCCCUCCAUUCUCUCCCCAUUCUCAAAACCCCCCCUUCUCCGUUCGGACCCAACAUCAAACACCUCGCCUGCACUCCCCUCAACUCCCUCCCCAGCCUGACCGAACCCUUGUCCUCUCGCAAUCUCCCCCAAAUCACCCCUCUCUCGAUCUGCAAGUGGUCACUGAUCGUCUCCCUCUCGAUCUCUCUCGCCAAAAGGACAGUCUCCACUGUCCUCAGCCCCUUCUUCUGGACCUACUUCAGCUUCACUUGGGUCUUCUGGCCUUACAUUUUAGCGGUCGCUCUGGCGGUCUUCGGCGUCUACUCCUUUUAUCGCCAUUCGCAAAACCAAUCUUCAGUCCUUCAGCAGUUGGCCAUUGUCACCUCUACAAUCACUUGGCUGACCCUUGUCCCUCCUGCCCAUUUCAAUGGCUUCCUCGAAGGCUGGCCGAUUGCCCUCUUCUUUGUGUACCACUACUUCUUCUUCUUUGAGUCUUCGGUCAGGAAGAGGUUGUAUGGGGACCUUUACCCUCGUGCCCACGACGCCAAAUGGGAUGUUAAGCUCCCCAGAGUGUUCCAAUUUGCGUUCUUCGGGCUUGUUCUGGUGGGUCAUUUCCUUGCGGCUUAUGAAGGGCCGGAAUUGCACUUGAUUUUGGGGGGGUGGGCGAAUUUGGGGACUUGGGCUUUGGUUAUGAUGACAUUGUUUAUGAGGUAUCACUCGGUGUUGUACUUGGCCAAGUAUUCGGAAAAGGUGGUGGUCCCGACUGCGGUUGUGCAGUUCGGACCCUACCGGUGGGUGAGGCACCCAAUUUAUGCAUCGACCAUGCUGCUGUUUGCUCUGCAUUGUAUCACGUUGCGGGCUCCGUUGAGCUUGGGGUUCAUUGUUGCGGUGUGUGUUUGGUAUUACGGGAGGAAGGCGGAGUUGGAGGAGGAGCUGUUGCUGGAGAGUUUUGGGGAGAGGUAUAAAGAGUACAUGGCCAAGGUCAGGUAUAGAUUGAUCCCUCUGUUGUAUUGAUUAGCAUUGAUAUGCAUGUAAGCUAGUGUUCAUGUUUUUUAUGUUGAGGAAUUAAAGUUUUGCUGUGAGAGAGAUGGCGUUUGUUAGCAUGAUUUUGGGUUUUGAGUUUGACUGCUUGGAGAAUGUACAUCAUGACGGUUUGAAGUUUAUGUUAUUUAUUGUACUCUUGAGUGCGAUUGGAUACUAAUUUAGGUAUUUAAUAUAUAAACCCUUUACUUG